This is a messenger RNA of Urocitellus parryii (Arctic ground squirrel), 2080 nucleotides long. It is a transcript of the gene Entpd3, whose product is annotated as ectonucleoside triphosphate diphosphohydrolase 3. Gene Ontology annotation, cellular component: plasma membrane. The record is from RefSeq and is a predicted model, not a curated record. Gene Ontology annotation, molecular function: UDP phosphatase activity; GDP phosphatase activity; ribonucleoside triphosphate phosphatase activity. Gene Ontology annotation, biological process: nucleoside diphosphate catabolic process. Lineage: Eukaryota; Metazoa; Chordata; Mammalia; Rodentia; Sciuridae.
GGAAGAAAAGAUGUUUUCUGUCGUGACCCGCCAACCGUGUGAGCAAGCAGGCCUCAAGGCUCUCUCCCGAACUCCAGUCAUCGUCACCUUGGUGGUCCUGCUUGUGAGCAUUGUGGUGCUUGUGGCUAUCACACUCAUCCAGAUCCGCCACCCAGAGAUCCUCCCUCCAGGACUAAAGUAUGGAAUUGUGCUGGAUGCCGGAUCUUCUAGAACCACUGUCUACGUGUAUCAGUGGCCCGCAGAGAAGGAGAAUAAUACUGGAGUGGUCAGUCAAACCUUCAAAUGUAGUGUGAAAGGUUCUGGUAUCUCCAGCUAUGGGAAUAAUCCUCAAGACGCUCCCAAAGCCUUUGAGGAUUGCAUGCUAAAAGUCAAGGGGCAGGUCCCAGAGCACCUCCACGGAUCCACCCGAAUUUACCUAGGAGCCACGGCUGGGAUGCGCUUGCUGAGGUUGCAAAAUGAAACAGCAGCUAAUGAAGUCCUUGCAAGCAUCCAAAGCUACUUCAAGUCCCAGCCUUUUGAUUUUAGGGGUGCUCAAAUCAUUUCUGGGCAAGAGGAAGGGGUAUAUGGAUGGAUUACAGCCAACUAUAUAAUGGGAAAUUUCCUGGAGAAGAACUUGUGGCACAUGUGGGUGCAUCCACAUGGAGUGGAAACCACAGGCGCCCUGGAUUUGGGCGGUGCCUCCACCCAGAUAUCCUUCGUGGCAGAAGAGAAGAUGGGGCUGAACAUCAGUGACAUCGUGCAGGUGUCCCUGUAUGGCUACACAUACACACUGUACACACACAGCUUCCAGUGCUACGGCCGGAAUGAAGCUGAGAAGAGGUUUCUGGCGAUGCUCCUGCAGAAUUCUCCCACUGAAACCAAUCUCACCAACCCCUGCUACCCUCGGAAUUAUAGCACCACCUUCACUGUGGACCACGUAUUUGACAGCCUGUGCACUGAGAAGCAGAGGCCAACAAGUUACGACCCCAGUAGCCUCAUCACUUUUGAAGGAACUGGGAACCCAUCACUGUGUAGGGAGAAGGUGGCUUCCAUAUUUGACUUCAAAGCUUGCCAUGAUCAAGAAGGCUGUUCCUUUGAUGGGACUUACCAGCCAAAGGUUCAAGGGCCAUUUGUGGCAUUUGCAGGAUUCUACUAUACAGCCAGUGCUUUAAAUCUUUCUGGGAGUUUUUCCCUGGACUCCUUCAACUCAAGUACAUGGAAUUUCUGCUCCCAGGAUUGGAGUGAGCUCCCAUUCCUGCUCCCCAAAUUUGAUGAGGUGUAUGCCCGCUCCUACUGCUUCUCAGCCCACUACAUCUACCACUUGCUUAUAAAUGGAUACAAAUUCACAGAGGAGACUUGGCCCCAAAUACGUUUUGAAAAAGAAGUCGGGAACAGCAGCAUCGGCUGGUCCCUAGGUUACAUGCUCAGCCUGACCAACCAGAUCCCAGCAGGGAGCCCCCUGAUCCGCCUGCCCAUACAGCCGACUGUCUUUGUGGGCAUUCUUGCCUUCUUCACAGCCACAGCCCUGCUGUGCCUCGCAUUUCUUUUGUACCUAUGUUCAAUGUCCAGGACAAAGAGGCGCUCUGAGCGUGUCUUUGACCAUGCAGUGGAUUCUGAGUGAGCCUUCAAAGCAGUUCCUGGAGCCCCAGGGUUCCCUAGAACCAGCCUGGGGAGCACCAUGCAGUGCAAGUGAAGUGGCCACCUUCAGGAAAUACUACUAAAGUCAAACACCUAGGUCACCUGCUGCUUGGAUACCGACUUCUGCCAAAAUGCCUCUUGGGGAAUCCCUCAACAAUUCUGUGCAAAUUGCUCCUCCAGGCACCCUUCUAUCCAUUUGUUGAUCUAUUGGGAAACAGAGGAGAGACAGGCCAUCCCCCAGAGGAAGAGGAGUUUGAGAAUAUAACAGUUUUAUAUGGAAGAAUUGACCUCAGGGCUCAGUUUCCAUUUUCCCUCCUUCAGUGUUCCUUGUGGCAAGACACCUAUUAAGCAUUUAAUCCACUCAUAUAUCUUACCUUGUGACUUUCUCCCAUUGACCCUUAACCAAGACUUUCUUUUAGCAACCUCAUAAGCAUUGAAAUCCUUCAUAUUGGUAGAAUAUAGU